Messenger RNA from Megalobrama amblycephala (Wuchang bream), 959 nucleotides. Its product is annotated as set1 complex component spp1-like. Lineage: Eukaryota; Metazoa; Chordata; Actinopteri; Cypriniformes; Xenocyprididae. The record is from RefSeq and is a predicted model, not a curated record. The transcript has 4 exons. Bases 29 to 709 code for a protein of 226 amino acids.
UUUAAAUUUAGAGUCUAAAGGCAAAUGUAUGAAGGAGUCCUAUUACAGGCAUGAGUCAUUCUGCGGGCUGUUGUGUGCAUCUCUUUCUGUGCCAAACACUAAAAAUAACAGAAGAAAACUUCACCUAAUAAAUGCAAAACAUAUUAAGGGACAAAAAAAUCCUGUAGGAAGCACCACUGAAAAUGAGGAUAAGUCUAGUGAAGUACGAGAUGAAUUUGAAGAUAACACAAAACAAGCAAAGGGUCCACCAUCCACUGGCUCCAGUGAUGACAAUGAUGAGCAGCUUUAUUGUGUCUGCAGACGGCCUAAUAGCCCAGAAAAGCCCACAGCACAGUGCAGUCAAUGCAAAGACUGGUUUCACCCAACAUGUGUUGGAUGUAAAGACAUUGAGGAUAUUGCUGUUAUUUCACCCUGGCUCUGUCCAAACUGCACAACACGACAGACAGAAAAAACAACACUGAAAAAGACUAAACUGUCAUUUAUACUAAGGAACAAUGAUUGUGAACAAACAGGACGAGACAAUGUUGACAUAACAAAACAAAAAAAUGACAAUGAAGACACUCGCCAAACAAAACAAUGUGAUGAGCCUGAACACAAUCCCUCCCAAUCUCAUUUUACAAUUACACUAAAAAGAGAGGAGUGGGAAAUGAUACGACUACCAAUAUUUGUAAGCGACUUUACAGAAAAACAAGCCCAAAGUCGCUUAUAAUAAGCAGACUUGGCAACACUGGUACUUAAUUGUAUCAACCAGAAAAUGCUAAAUGCUAAUUUUGUUGUGACUGUGGUAUUUUCAUUGUGGAGGCAUAAAUAAAUACAUUUGUGUGUAAACUGAAGUAUGUUAUUUACUUGUUAAAAACAAUACUAAUAGCUGCACUAUAUGAUUAUUGAAAGGAGUAAAUGAAAAAGACAAUUAAGUAGCAUAGAAUCUUGCUGUACAUAAAGCAAGAUUGAUUUUAUGU